Molecule: messenger RNA, 1335 nt
Organism: Trypanosoma theileri
Lineage: Eukaryota; Euglenozoa; Kinetoplastea; Trypanosomatida; Trypanosomatidae
Product: protein kinase
Exons: 1
Coding region: 1-1335 (444 amino acids)
Biological process (GO): protein phosphorylation
Molecular function (GO): ATP binding; protein kinase activity
Source: RefSeq, a predicted model, not a curated record
AUGAUAGAAUCCAAGUAUGACUACACUACUAUCAUCACUGCUCUCUCACAAACAGUGGUGUUUAAACAGACACAACAUCCUCAAUACUCGAAGGGACCUGUCGCCCUGAAAGUAACAGCCCCAUCAUCAAUAUCAUCAUCAUUAUCAUUAUCUACAGAGAGAAAAGAAAAAGAAACCGUAAAAGAUAAGAAAGAUACCACAAUACCAUCAUCAUCUUCAUUAUUAUUAUCUUCUUCCCUCAUUUUACAUGAGGCAGAUAUAUAUAAGCUUAUUUGUCCUCAUCCUUCCAUUCCAGACUUUGUGGAAUGUGAAGAAGAUUACUUCGAUACCUCACGUUUUCCAGAUAAGAAAUAUCAUUGCGGUAUUCAAAAAUUGCCUGUUCUCGUCACUCAAUUUGUUAAAGCUGCUGCAUUAAAUCGUUUAUUUUAUUCCUUUUCUAUUAUGAAGUGGUCUGUGGCUUUGCAAAUUAUAUAUAAAGUGGCUCAAAUACUUCAACAUAUACACAGUAAAGGUGUUGUCUAUGGAGAUCUUAAAUUGCCAAAUGUUCUCCUUGCUGGGGAUGGGCAUGUUUGGCUUGUAGACUUUGCCAGUGCGAUGUUUAUAUGGGAUCACCAUAGUGAUAAUAAUAAUAGUAAUAAUAGUAAUAAUAGUAAUAAUAAUAAUAAUAGUGAUAAUAAUAGGGAAAAAGAAAAAAAAAGAAUGAUAACAAGAGAAGCAUUAGCGCGUGGUAUCACUUGGCAUGUACGAGCACCUGAACUCUUUCCUUCUACCCAUACCGAAAGUAAUAAUAAUAAUAAUAAUAAUAAUAAUAAUAAUAAUAAUAAUAAUAAUAAUAAUAAUAAUAAUAGUUCAGAUAGUGUUAUUUUGCAAUAUCCAUUGAUGAUUGAUUUCUGGGCAUUUGGAGCCUUUAUUCUUGAACUUCUCUCAGGCCGUCCAUAUCUCCGUUCCUUUGAUCAGAGUAGUGCCGCCCUAACAAGGAGGGAACUGCGUGAAGCCAUAUUGGAUGGAUUGAAACUUGUUAAGCAACGAUAUAGUGACAAUAUUAAUAGUAAUAAUAAUAAUAAUAAUAAUAAUAAUAAUAAUAAUAAUAAGAGUGAUAAUAAGAAUGAUAAUAAUAAGAGUGAUAAUAAUAAUAAUGAGAAUGAAAUGUGGGAAUCUUUAGAGAAAUUACUUGUUGGACUUCUACAGUGUAAUCCUAAAGAGAGACUUGGAUUUCAUGGUGGUUGGAAUACUAUUCUCCAGCAUCGUUUCUUUGAAUAUACAAUGUUUGAAAGAGAUCAGCCGUUCCCUCUGGAGUAUAGUGAUGAGAUCAGUGAGCUCAUGUUAGGGCUUUAG